Rotaria sp. Silwood2 is the source of this 294-nucleotide messenger RNA. The record is from the annotation of a GenBank genome assembly. NCBI's taxonomy places the organism in Eukaryota, Metazoa, Rotifera, Eurotatoria, Philodinida, Philodinidae.
AUGAGUAACGUAGACGGUGAUAAUGAUCAAACUGAUUUUAUCUCUCAUUUACGUACAGUUAUUAUUUUGGCUGCACGAAAAUCAUCAUCAUCAGAUAUUGACAUUGAUGCGGUAGAUAAAAUAGUCGAAACAACAAUAGAUUUUGUAAAAAAUAUUCUUGAACAAAUGGCAAAUGAAAAAAAUUUGUCAUCAUUUUCAUCAGUUGAUUUAUUAAAUACAAUUCGACUUAAUUCACACUUGAUACCGAGUCGAAAAUUAUACUUUUCUUUAAUGGAAACACUAAAUCAUCUUUGA